Chara braunii is the source of this 875-nucleotide messenger RNA. The record is from the annotation of a GenBank genome assembly. Lineage: Eukaryota; Viridiplantae; Streptophyta; Charophyceae; Charales; Characeae.
CACGAAAGCUGGUUCGUUUCUCUAUUCGCGCUUCGACAACCCGCGAGAUCGACGCUGGAGAAGCACAUUGCUCGCCUGCACGAUGUCGAUCGUGCGUUCUGCUUCUCGACGGGAAUGGCCGCGCUGACGACGGUGAUGCAGAUGGUGGAGGUCGGCGACGAGAUCGUGGCGGACGAUGACAUCUACGGCGGGACGGACAGCCUGCUCACCAGCCUUGUCACACGAUGGGGCGUGACGGUGAAGCGAGCGAACACGAGCAACAUGGACGAGAUCCGGGCGGCCGUGUCGUCUAAAACGAAGCUUGUCUUCCUGGAGAUCGCGACGAACCCUUUGCUGCAGAUCACGGACAUCGCUGCCAUCUCCGAGAUCGAGCACAGGACGGGCGCGCUGGUUGUGGUGGACAAUAGCAUAAUGUCCUCGGCACUUUCGAGGCCGUUGGAUCACGGCGCGGAUAUCGUGAUGGAGUCGCUGACGAAGUUCAUGUCCGGGCACAGCGACGUGAUGGGUGGUUUCCUGGCCGUGAGGGGGGAACAGCUCGCGAAGGACAUCCACUUCCUCCAGUUGUCCGAAGGAGCGUGCCUGAGCGCUUUCGACAGCUUCUUGAUACUGAAGGGAAUGCAGACGUUGUCUCUGAGAGUGGAAAAGGCUCAAGAGAAUGCGCAGGCCAUAGCCGAUUGGCUGGCGAAGCACCCGCAAGCCAUAGCCGAAUGCGCAGGCCAUAGCCGAUUGGCUGGCGAAGCACCCGCAUCGGCUCAGGAGAAUGCACCUACAACACGCAUAUCUUGAUACAAUUUAACUUCAUCGAUGGGCGCAUUAUUAUCCCGCUCGCAAACGAAAGCACGAUCGCACCCUUUGUACACGUACUUAUACACGUA